Messenger RNA from Chiloscyllium plagiosum (whitespotted bambooshark), 2222 nucleotides. NCBI's taxonomy places the organism in Eukaryota, Metazoa, Chordata, Chondrichthyes, Orectolobiformes, Hemiscylliidae. The record is from RefSeq and is a predicted model, not a curated record.
CUGUUCCCUUUCUUUCCCCCAGGUGUAUCUGCACAGUCAUUUUAUCAUUCUUAUACACUAUGUAACGCAGCUUUUAACCUUCAGAUUGCCACUCCAGGGGGGAAGCCGAUGGAUUUUGUGGAACUGGAUGAAAAUAACAUACGCUGGAUCCAGGACUUCCGUAUGAAGCCAUACUCCAAUCCAGCGAAGCUGGAGUCAAUUGAUGGUGCAAGGUACAAUGCUAUCCUGAUUCCUAACUGUCCUGGUGCUAUGGUAGAUCUUGCAACCAGUGGAUAUCUGGCCAAGAUUCUCCAACAUUUCUGUGCUGAGCAAAAACCAAUUUGUGUGGUGGGACAUGGAGUUGCUGCUCUAUGUUGUGCAACCAACCAGGACAAGUCAUGGAUAUUUGAAGGAUACAGCAUCACUGGACCCUCAGUCUUCGAGCUAGUAAGGAGGAAAGAUUUUGCAAGCCUUCCAGUCAUUGUGGAGGAUUUUGUGAAAGACUCUGGAGGCACCUACAGUGGAAAUGAUUGCACUUUAUUUCAUGAUCGUAUUAGGACUCAACAGUUUGAUGAAAUGGAACUGUCAAAAAAGGCAACUCCCCACAACCGAUAAUAAAAACAGGAAAUCAGCAAACCAUGUCAGAAAAAAGCAGACCCUUAAACGCUGAAAAGCUACCUCAGUCGCAUUAGAGGCCAGCCAAGCUUUCGAUUUCAAAUGCAUGUCUGAGCGGACACGAGAUUAUGAACUUCUUCUGAAGUUUUAGAUUGAACAAUUAAUAUAUAGCUUAUUAAAAGUGAACCUGCUUUUAUUAACUGUGACCAAAUAAAUGUCUUGAAUUAAGGGAAUUGUACUUUGGAGUUUCUUGCAAAUGAACUGUAGCAAAAUCAGUAUGAUCUUACUGAGAAGGUGCAAGGUGUUUACACUGGAAAUCAUGCAGCAGCCUAUGUGCACCAAUGGAAAAACUGAGGAAAAAUAUUGAGCAUGUUUGGAUUGGAAAAACUACUGUUCUAAAUAGCAAUUUUAAGAAAGGAAUUAUGGCAUCAAGAAUAGCUAAUGAGCAUUUAUACCUGGAUACAAGGCGAAUAUAGUUCACAGCACAAUGGAGAUGAGCUUUGAAAGUUUGAAUUAUUCGAAGAUAUCCCUGAGAAUCUACAGACCCGGUUAGUCUUCCAGGAUAUGGGAAAGUGAGAAUAGCCAUAGAUAUAAAGACAGUGGUUUGCUGCACAGGAUUGUGGGUGGGAGUUUGUGCUUGGAUUGGAAAGACUAAGCUUGCAAUGAAUUUAAACAAAGUUGGAAAGUUUGUCUGGCUUUAACCAGGAAAUAAGUCUCCAGAGAAACUUACACCGUGAAAGAUAGUUCUGGAGUUUAAAGUUCCCAGGCUGGGAAAGGAAAAAUCUAUCAUCAGUCUUUGGGAGCCAAUAAUCAUUUUGGGCUGGUUCAAGAUGAAUUCAGUGUCUACUAAAAGAACAAUAUAAAGUAUAACUAUGAAGUAUGUAUUCUCAGUUGUGCUAGAACUAAAAAGGGAAUAUUUUUAUUCUGUGGUUUAAAGUGUAAGUUGCCUAGAAAUGUUGUGUUUACUCAAAAGUGCUGUAAUCUUGUGCAAAAAGGCAGGUCUUAAAAUGUGAAAUCUUGUCAUAUUACCCUUUCAACUGUUAAUUGGAAAUUUGUAUUAUUUUUAAAAGUUAUCAACCUUGGUGGUGAUGUAAUAGUUAUUUCCCCUGAGUUGGAUAGUUCCUAUGACAAUGAGUAGAGAAAAUCUGAAAGCCUCCAUUUGCUAAUGUUGCCGUAACAAUGAAGUAACCUGACAUGAUGCAAGGUUUUCUAGACAGGAUAUUUUGUUUGUUAGACAACUGAAGCUACUUUGUUAGGAAUUAAUUGUUGAAACGUUUGACUUUACAAAGUUCUAGAAAUCCUCUUUGCUUUCAGUCUCUCCAAAAGGAAGGCCUUGAUGUCUUACAAACCUUCAUGUUGAGAUAGGACUGCACUGUAUUGUAUCUGUAAAUCAGUAUGAAAACCUUAGUAGCUAAAUGUUCUAAAGGAAGUGAAUAAAAGAAAGCAAAUUUCUUUGCCAGUUCAUUUUGUUAGAAUACUUUAGAUUUUGAGCGAUGAAGCCUAAGGCAAGUUGAUGUACAUCCGCUUUGAGGGUCCUUCCUGUGCGUUUUAGUUGGAGGGCUCCAAUCUAUUAAUAUAUCUGAUUUCACUUUUUGUCUGUAUAAAAUAAAUUACUGGUAUUUAAAUUA